UAAGCUGUCUAUGGUAAUAAGUCUAAUAAGUGAAAUGUCAAAGUAAAUAGGUUUUUCUGCUUUCUGCUAAGUUUUAGUGGGUAGUUUGUAAAUAAAUCACUAUUUUUGUUAUGUCUGACGUUACUAAAGCUCAAAAAUUAGCUGCAGCUAGAAAAAAGCUAAAGGAAUUUAAGCAAAAGCAUAAAGGCGAUAUUAAGGAAAAAGAAACUGAAAAAGGCAUUGAAAUUUGUGAAAGUUUAGGAAGUUCUACCCAUAGCUCUUUAAAUGGAAGUAUUUUAGACACAGGGAUACAUCCAAAGGAGUUUUUCAAUGUGGAAGGCAGUCAUAAUAACGUGGAAAACAACAAGGAUACAUUGAUUCCAACCUUAAGUAGUUGUAAUUAUGCUGAAGGUGAAAGUAAAAAAUUACCAUAUGAAAUACAAAAUGAAGAUAAUGUUACUGAAUUUCAACAUUUUAAUUUAAUCAGCUUUCCCCAGACACAUCCAAGUAUAUUUGACGAUUCGAUUAAUAUGACUAUGCAAUCACAACAGAUUGUUAAUAAUUCAGAGGAAUUGAAUAUUAUACAAUUACAACCAGACAAAUUACAAAAUCUUGAAACUGUAGCUGCAGAAAAUGUCAAUCAGGUAAAUGCUGAAAAAAUGCAUUUGUCUGGUACUGAAAGUUUAAAACAACUAUCAUCUCAGAUAAAUAACUUGAUAAAAGAGAGUGACAGUUACUCACAAGCUGAUAUUGUUUGCAAUAGUCUGUCUGGCUUGGAGAAACGUAAUCAGGAAUUAGCUGCUCAGCUACAAGAAAUUCAGAUAGAGAAGGAAACCUUAAAGACUCAAAUUGAAGAGAGAGAAAUAAGAAUACGCAAUUUAAUAGCAGAAAAUGAAAAUAGUAAAAUUGAACUUCAAACAAAAUUAAAUAGAGAACUAGGUCCUCUAAAAGAACAGCUCCAAACACAUGCACAAACCUUAGGAAUUCUGGUUGCAGAAAAAACGGAACUUUCUACGUCUUUAUCUCAAUCACAGCUGACCUUAAAACAAAAAAUUGCAGAAUGUGAAGAAUUACAAGGAAGGUUAAGAACUUCGCGAGGCCGUGUUGCUGAUUUGGAAAAGGAGCUCAAUUUUUUUCGACAAGAAAAGGCAAAAAUGGAACACCUCAUUAAUUCAGAUGAGAUGGAAGGAAGGAACAAAGAACUAAGUAUCCUAAAGGAAAGAUUGAAUGAAGUAAAUCAGGAUCUUUUGGAAAUUAAGGAGAAAUAUAACUCGAAAAGCGAAGAAAACAGAUAUCUACAAAAUCAAAUUCAAGAUCUCUCGCAUCAGUUGUCUUUAGCGCAACUGAGACUUCAACAAGUCACCGCUGGUGAAAAACAUCAGAAUGAUGUAGAAAUUGAAGCUCUCGCUCAGGAAAAAAUUCAACUUGAAAAACGAGUAAAGGAACUGAGCGAGUCUUUAGCAGCAACAACAGCCGAACGCGAUCAGUCGAGUGUGCAUUAUCAGCAUUAUACAGAACAACUUAAUGAACAAGUCAAUAAUUUGGCAUCUCGAUUACAAAAUUUGACCCAAGAAAACGAACGACUUUCCUCCCGGGAACAAGAACUGGUCCGUCACAUUGGGGAAUUAGAAAAGAGAUUACAGAAUCUACAGGACGAACGUUUAAAUGAAAUUUCUUGCAGUAACGGUAGCACCGUUGUUACCGAUGAAAAUGUGUUGAUGGAUUUACAACAACUACGACAUGAUAAACAAAUUCUCUCAGACAAGUGUCAACAGCUGUUGGAAGAUAAAAGACUGUUAGAAGAAGAAAUACACUUUCACGAAGAGAAAGAGCGAGAUUUUUCCGAGCAGUUGGAACAAGCCCGGGAGAACAGGCCCGAUUUAUCCAAAUUAAUGGCUUCCAUCGAGAGCGAUAAAGUUGCCGCUGCAAGAGCCGUAUCUCAAAAUGCAGAGCUGAAAGCUCAACUAGAAGAAAUGCAACAAGCAUUCAUCAAAGCCAGUAAUGAUAAAAUGGAAUUGAUGGAAAAACUAACUUCUUCAAAAUAUGAAAUUACUGAGUUACAAGAAAAAUGUGAAUAUUUGGAGAGUCAACUUCAGAAACUGGACAACGCACUCGUUAUAAAAGAUCAAGAACUUCUUAAAGAAAGAGAAAAUGUAGAAAAUCUUAACAAACAACUAUUCCAAUACGACCAAUUGAAUGAUCGAUUAAGGCAUUACGAAGCCAAAAAUAGCGGUCUUGAAAUGCUGCAAAACGAAAUGUUACAGACCAGACAGCAGUUACAAACUCUACAAGCCGAAAAUUUACAUUUAAAAGAGCUUAUUCGAUCGAGUCAACACACUGCACUAGAACAAAUAAACGAAAUCGAAUAUAACAAAUUAGUAGAAACUAACAAUAUAAUUAAUAAUGAAGCCGUUAAAAAUGAAAAAGUGAAAAAACAAGAGAUAUUAAUUAUAGACAGAGAUGAUAACAAGAAAGAAACAAGCGACGACCAACUUUUAUCGAAAUAUUUAAGUGAUAUAGAGGAAUUAAAACAAAAGAACAAAGAACUUGAGUUGCAGGUAUACAGGACGAGCAAAGACAAAUUAUCCGAAGUAAAUGAUAACAACAAUGAUUCAUACUUCGGAAGCAGUGAAGUAAUGUUAAACAAAGAAGAAGCAAUGAAACAUUUGGAAGAAAAGUUUCUUCAGACCAUGGAGGAGGUGGCGAAUUUGACGGAAGAAAAACAUCGUUUGGAGCAUCUGGUUACCCAACUACAGAGCGAAACUGAAACCAUUGGAGAGUAUGUUACACUCUAUCAACAUCAGAGGGCCAUUUUACAACAAAGAACUCUCGAGAAGGACGAACAGCUAAAGAAAUUGCAAGAAGAUCGAACCGAGGUCAAAUCGAAAUUAGAAUUGCUCAAUUUGCUCGUUAAAAAGUUGAUCGAGGAGAAAGGAACGACAGUAACCUCCGAACUUCUCCGUCAACAGCAUAAAGCGAACGACAACAAACUGUUAUGUUCCGAACACGCCUACAUACAAGAAGAAAUAAAUAAAAUUAGAGCGGAAAAUAAGCUAGACAGUUCGAACGAUUCGAUUGAAAGUGUUGAUCACGGCGGCAAUUCGACUGCUCAACAGAUAAUUUCAUUACUAUCGGAAAUUAAAACGAGCAGCCUGGUACAAUCGCCAGAUAUGAUUGAUAAUUUUCAUCCCUGUGGAUGGUGUUCGGGUCAACUAAUAACAAUAUAGUUAAAAAAGAACCGCUAGCCUUUAUAAUACUAAUUGAUGCUUUAAUAAUUUCAGUUAAUACAUUAAAUGAUGAUUAAAUACAUAGGUAUGGUCUUAAAAAAAAAAAAAGAAAAAACAAACAAUGGCACAUGUGAUAUACAUUUCAAUUUUUACAAACAAGUUUUAAAAGCUAUGUACUUACGCUGUUGGUGUUGAAUAAAACGUUCACCUUGAA
This is a messenger RNA of Agrilus planipennis (emerald ash borer), 3420 nucleotides long. Its product is annotated as golgin subfamily A member 2. Gene Ontology annotation, cellular component: cis-Golgi network; Golgi cis cisterna; Golgi cisterna membrane. NCBI's taxonomy places the organism in Eukaryota, Metazoa, Arthropoda, Insecta, Coleoptera, Buprestidae. The record is from RefSeq and is a predicted model, not a curated record. Bases 111 to 3206 code for a protein of 1031 amino acids. The transcript has 8 exons. Gene Ontology annotation, biological process: Golgi organization.